Messenger RNA from Fusarium tjaetaba, 1293 nucleotides. Its product is annotated as ethanolamine kinase. Gene Ontology annotation, molecular function: choline kinase activity; ethanolamine kinase activity. The coding region runs from base 1 to 1293 and encodes 430 amino acids. The record is from RefSeq and is a predicted model, not a curated record. Gene Ontology annotation, cellular component: cytoplasm. The transcript is spliced from 2 exons. NCBI's taxonomy places the organism in Eukaryota, Fungi, Ascomycota, Sordariomycetes, Hypocreales, Nectriaceae. Gene Ontology annotation, biological process: phosphatidylethanolamine biosynthetic process; phosphatidylcholine biosynthetic process.
AUGACAACAUCACCCACCAAUCUCGAUUUUGGCCAUGUGCCUUUCUUGGACUUGGCCUACGACAACAAUGAAUCGCAGGACUCGGCUCGAAAGCUCAUCCUGACACUCAUGCCAGACUGGGCGAGCCGAGAUUCAAACGUUGAAUUUGUGCGUUUUACUGAUGGCAUCACCAAUACUCUGCUGAAAGCCGUCAAUCACCGUCCUGGCAUGUCCAAGCUUGAUGUUGACAGGGAUGCUAUCCUGCUCAGAGCCUACGGUCAUGGAACUGCCGUUCUCAUUGACCGUGAACGUGAGGCUGAGAACCAUGAGCUGCUCAUGAAAUAUGGUCUUGCUACUCAGUUGCUUGCCCGUUUCAAGAAUGGCAUGAUGUACCGUUAUCUCCUGGGUAAACCUGCACGUGCCCAGGAUCUUCGUGAACCUCUAAUACUGUCUGCCAUCGCUCGUCGUCUUGCACACUGGCACGCAACUGUACCUUGCUUGCCGGACCCCAACCAUAGUCGGGACGAUAGGCAUGUAAAUGGCGAGACCAAACUCAAUGGGCUUGCCAAUGGUGAUACCCAGACCAAGGGGAGUACCAACGGUAUUAUGAACGAAAACAACAAGUCUCGCCAAGAACAGAUUGAUAAUGCAGCCCCUGGAAAAGCUCCGCCUAAUAUGUGGACAACCAUGCAGAAAUGGAUUUUCGCCUUGCCCACUGAUACGGACGCUCAGCGACAGAGGCAAGCACUGCUGCAGGCGGAGUUGGAAGAGAUGGUCCAGAAACUGAGCCAGCGGCCUGGCUUGGGCAAGAACGGGCUUGUAUUUGCGCACUGCGACCUUCUGUGUGCCAACGUUAUCAUCCACGAAGACGAUGAGGCGGCUCCUACCGUCGACUUCAUCGAUUACGAGUAUGCUACACCAUCGCCUGCGGCUUUUGACGUGGCGAACCACUUUGCAGAGUGGGCAGGAUAUGACUGUGACUACUCGGCUGUACCCAGACAGGAUCAACGACUUGCAUUUGUGAGGGAGUACAUCAAAUCUUACUUUUCUUUAACCGGCGAGGAGGUCGAUGAAGAGGAAGAGGUUCGGAAACUCAUGACCGAGGUCGAUGCGUACCGAGGAGUGCCAGGGUUUUACUGGGGUAUCUGGUCCCAAAUCCAAGCUGUCAUUUCCAAGAUUGACUUUGACUACGCUCAAUAUGCUGAACUGCGAUUGAGUGAAUACUGGGCAUACAAGGGCGAGGAGGAUGGCAGCCGAAAAGCUUCAGGCCAAGAAAUGCCAUUGAGGGAAAAGACUUGGUGGCGCACCGAGUAG